Lagenorhynchus albirostris (white-beaked dolphin) is the source of this 4611-nucleotide messenger RNA. It is a transcript of the gene FANCA, whose product is annotated as FA complementation group A. The record is from RefSeq and is a predicted model, not a curated record. Bases 39 to 4391 code for a protein of 1450 amino acids. Gene Ontology annotation, cellular component: Fanconi anaemia nuclear complex. Gene Ontology annotation, biological process: regulation of regulatory T cell differentiation; interstrand cross-link repair. The transcript is spliced from 44 exons. Lineage: Eukaryota; Metazoa; Chordata; Mammalia; Artiodactyla; Delphinidae.
CAGAAGCCGAGAGACGUCGCCCGUGGCUCGUUCGCGACAUGUCGGCCUGCCAGGCGCUGGGCGCUGCCUCGGACCCGGGGCACGGGGGCUGCAGGCGGGCCUGGGUCGAGCUGCUGGCGGGAAGGGUCAAGAGGCAGAAAUUGGGUCCCGAAGGUGAGCAGAAGGUCAGGGAGUCGGCUCUGCGCCUCCUGAGGAGCCACCUAAACGUGGGUGACCUUGUGCUGGAGGUAGAAGGUCCUCCCGGUAAACAGCUGUGUCUCAGCCGGUUGAUUGAUUAUGAUGGUCCUGGGGCCCACAUUGACCUUUCCAGUUCAUUGAUAGGCUCUGCUUUGCGCGACCAAGCCGCGCAGCUGGGUGUUCCAGCGGCCGUCCUGUGCAGCCAGGUGGUGGCCUCUGGCCUCGUGCGGGUCUGUGAGGCAGAUGCGGUGCCCCCUCCCAAGGUGCUGCUGACACCGGACCAGAGGAAGAAACUGUCUUCCUUGUUUGAGAUCGCGCAGAAUUUAUUAGCACAAAGCAUGUUCUCCCGUCUUUCCUUCUGUCAGGAAUUAUGGAAAGUACAGAAUUCUUUGCUGCUUGAAGCUGUGUGGCGCCUUCAUGUUCAAAACAUUGUAAGCCUCCAAGAGCUGCUGGAAAGCCAUGCCGACUCUCAGGCCGUGGUGGCCUGGCUCUCCAGGGACCUGCGCCUGCUGUGUGAGCAGACAGAGGCACCCUGUCAGCACGCCGACGUCGCCAGGGCUAUGCUUGCUGAUUUUGUGCAAAUGCUUGUUUCGAGGGGAUUCCAGAAGAACGCGGAUGUGAGAGGAACCGUGGACCCGGAGUGGAUGUCCCAGGUGGCCGUCGCUGUUCUCGAGAGGAUGCUGGCUUCCGCGCUCGAAGCUUUGGCGGCCGGGAUACAGGAGGGGUCCGCAGCACACAAGGCAGUGAGCUGCUGGUUCGGUGUGUUCAGUGGACACAUGUAUGGAAGUAUAAUUUCAACCGAGUCUCCAAAGAGGUUCUUCUGUCACACUCUGACCCAGAUCCUCACCCACAAGCCUGUGCUGAAAGUUUCCGACGCCGUUCAGAUGCAGAGAGAGUGGAGCUUUGCAAGGACCCCGCCUCUCCUCAGUGGCCUGUACCGUAGGCUCUUCGUGACCCUGAGCCCAGAGGAGCUGGUGGGCCACUUGCAAGAGGCUCUGGAAACACAGGAGGUGAACUGGCAGCACGUGCUGUCCUGCGUGUCCACACUGGUGAUCUGCUUGCCAGACGCACAGCAGCUCGUUGAUGGUUGGGUGUCGCGUUUGCUGACUCAUGCGUUCGAGAGCUGUGACCUGGACAGCAUGGUCUUGGCGUUCCUGGUUGCACGGCAGGCUGCGCUGGAGGGCCCAGCUGCCUUCCCGUCCUAUGCCGCCUGGUUCCAGGCCACCUUCGGGAGCGCAAGGGGCUUCCACGGCUCCAGCAAGAAGGCGCUGGUCUUCCUCUUCAAGUUCCUGUCUGACCUCGUGCCCUUCGAGGCCCCCCGGUACCUGCAGGUGCACAUCCUCCACCCGCCACUGGUUCCCAGCAAGUACCGCAGCCUCCUCACCGACUACGUGGCGCUGGCCAGGACGCGCCUGGCUGACCUCAAGGUUUCUGUAGAAAACAUGGGGCUCUAUGAGGAUUUGUCUUCAGCUGGGGACGUCACGGAGCCCCGCUGCCAAGCGGCCCAGGAUGUUGAGAAGGCCAUCAUGGUGUUUGAACACACGGGGAAGAUUCCCGCCGCCGUCCUGGAGGCCAGCAUAUUCCGGAGGUCCUACUACCUGUCCCACUUUCUCCCCGCCCUGCUCACACCGCGAGUGCUCCCGAGGGUCCCUGAUUCCCGGGCCGCUCUCAUAGAGUCCCUGAGGAGAGCAGAUAAAAUUCCCCCCUCCUUAUACUCCACCUACCGCCAAGCCUGCUCCACUGUCGGAGAGAAGAAGCCAGAAGAUGCAGCCUCGCAGAGGGAGGUGGAGCCCAGCUGUAAGGAGGAGCCGCUGGGUCUGCUCACAACUGCCCUGCGAGAGCUCAGGGCCUCAGUGACAGAUCCCACCCAGCGUGACGCGUUGUUGGCUCAGAUGGCAGUGAUCUCUGAACAGCUCCGCUCCGCCCUGGGCCUCGGCGAGGAUGACAGCGACUUCGAGGGGGCCCCGGUUCAGCUCAGCGUCCGGGCCCCCAAGCUGCAGCCGUGGGAGCAGAGGGUCGUGGACCUUCUGCUGACGUCUUUCUGUCAGAACCUCAUGGCGGCCUCCAGCGUUGCCCCACCAGACAGGCAGGGCCCCUGGGCCGCCCACUUCGUGAGGACCCUGUGCAGACGCAGGCUCCUGCCGGCUCUGCUCAGCCGGCUCUGCCAACUGCUCCAUCACCAGGGCCCGAGCCUGAGUGCCUCACAUGUGGUGGGGUUGGCUGCCCUGGCCGUCCACCUCGGCGAGUCCAGGUCUGCCCUCCCGGAGGUGCAUGUGGGCCCUCCCACCCCUGCCAGGGUCCUGCCCGUCCCCGAGCUCUUCGACAUCCUCCUGCCCUGUAGGACCCAGGAGUCCUCAGCCCUGUGUCUGAAAUUUUGUACAGCGGCAAUUUCUUAUUCUUUGUGUAAGUUUUCUUCCCAGUCACGUGACAUCUCGUACAGCUGUUUGUCUCCAGGCCUUAUAAAAAAGUUCCAGUUCAUGGUGUUCAGAUGGUUCUCAGAGGCCCGAGACCCUCCCUCUUGGGAAGACCCGGCCAGCUCUCCCUGGCGGCCCCUGUGCCUGCCCUCCGUGGACUGGCAGCGAGCCGCUCUCUGCCUGUGGAAGCAGAGGACCUUGCGGGAACUGCUGAAGCAGGAGGGACUCCAUUUGACUUACAGAGACUGGUUACAGCUGGAACUAGAAAUUCAGCCUGAAGUUGAUUCUCUUUCAGAUACAGAAAGGCAGGACUUCCACCAGUGGGCCAUCCACCAGCACUUCCUCCCCGCGCCCUCUGCCACCGGGGGCUGCGAUGGAGACCUGGAAGUCGCCUGUGCCACGCUUGUCGACGUGCUCAUGGACUUCUGCCAAAGUUCAAGGAGUUAUGGUCGCUCAGAGAAUUCUGAUUUGGUUCUUGGUGGCUGCACAGGAAAUCGCGAUAUUUUUUCCAGAUUGCAGGAGAUGGCUGCUGGCCUGGAGCAGGGCCCAGCGCGCCUCGGCCAUGCUGCUCCCCGGGGCCACUUCCUCUUUGGAGUUUUCUGCAGACGCCUCCAGGCCCUGGCUCGAGGGUGGGACGUGGCCAGCCGCCUGCAGCGACAGCAGGAGCUGCUCAUGUGCAAACGCAUCCUCCUCGGCCUGCCCCCCUCCGUGCUUGUCGGCAGCCCCCGCUUGGAGCAGCUGGCCGCCCCCGACUGCGAUGACUUCUUCCACUUGGUCAACUCGGAGCUGAGAAACUUCUCCCACGACGGCGCCCUGACCCACGACAUCACGGCCCACUUCUUCAGGGGGCUCCUCAAUGCCUGUUUACGAAGCAGAGACCCCUCCCUGGCAGCCGACCUGACCCUGACUGCCUGCCAGACCCAGUGCCCCUUGCUUCUGACCUCUGCUCUGCUGUGGUGGCCGCACCUGGAGCCCGAGCUUCACCGCCGCUGGAGGAGAUGCUCUCAGAGCCCGCUGCCUGCAGAGCUGCGGAGGCUGCAGGAGGCCCGGCACUUUGCCGGGAGCGUCCUCUCCCCCCUUGCGGCACCCCCCACACCUGGCCCGGCCUGGCUCUGCGCGGCUGCCCUGCACUUUAUGAUUCGACAGGCCGGGAAGGAGAGCAUCCGGCGGGAGCUGGGGCAGCUGGACGGCCAAGGAGAGGAGCUGUUGGUUUUCCUGUUUUUUUUUUCCUUGAUGGGCCUGCUCUCUUCACAUCUGACCCCACAGGCCGCUGGCUCCCUGAAGCCUCUGGACGUCUGUGCCGAGGUCCUGGGGUGUCUGCAGAGGAAGAGGAUUUCCUGGCUGCCGCUCUUUCAGUUGACGGAGACGGAUGCCGGCCUGGGGCGCACCCUCCUCCGCCUGGCCCCCGACCACCAGGUCAGGCUGCUGCCGGUCGCCUUCUACAGCCUCCUGUCCUACUUUGACGAGGACGCCCUCCUCCAGGAAGACGCCUUCCUGCACGUUGCUGUUAACAUGUACCUGAAGCUCGUGGGCCUCUUCGUGGCUGGGGAGACUGGUGCGGUUUGGACUCUGGCCCACAGUGGGGACCUCCAGGCCCAGGGCGACCCCGUAAGCCUGAUUACAAACGCUCGUCUUUUUCUGCUGCAGUCGAUACCUCGGUGCCCGAAAAGGAGCUUCUCAGGCGUGGCAGAGCUGCUGGGUGCGAGUGCGGACUGUGACCCGGAAGUGCGUGCCGCCCUCCUCAGCAGGCAGCAGGCCAUGCUGGACCCUGACCUCUACCAGGAGCCCCGACUCUUCUGACAGGAUCUGUGCAGGGCAUAGCCCAACUCCUCGGCCGAUUUCCUUGAGCACAAAUUUUUAGAGGAAGCCAACUCAGCAACGUUGCAUAGAUGACUGAUGACAGCUGCUGCUACUCUUAAGACCCCCCGCCGCGCUGGGCCCUCUGCGGGGUACCCACUGCAAAGGCAAUCUUAACGCUCUUGAACAGAACUUGAACCGUCACGCCCCACGCCAGUGGUUC